UCCUAGCAACCGAGACACAUCCAGAAGUCGGUUUGUGGCUUAAACGAACGAAUAACCGCAGUCUGGCCUUUAAAAACAGUUUCAAAUUCAGGUUACUCAUAAACUUUAUAAGCCGCAGUUAUUAAUAUUGACCGGAUUAGUGCCAAACAGUUAAAUGUUACAGGUGUUUGUCUAAUUUAAUGCUGGGAAGCGAGAGGAGAUGGACGAAGCGUCACCUCCUCGUAUUUAUGUGGAAAGAACACUGGCCAUUAUUAAACCAGAUGCCAUUGACAAAGCUGAGGAGAUAGAGAAUAUUAUCCUCAAGUCGGGCUUUACCAUUCUGCAGAAGCGGAAGCUGCAGCUAAGUCCAGAGCAAUGCAGUGACUUCUACGCAGACCAAUAUGGAAAGUAUUUCUUUCCCAGCUUGACGGCCUUCAUGAGCUCUGGCCCAGUCGUUGCCUUGAUGCUGGCACGCGACAACGCUAUCGCCCACUGGAAGUCCAUCAUAGGUCCUGCCAACAGCACCAAGGCCAGAGAAACUCAUCCUGAGUGCCUUAGAGCAAAAUACGGCACUUCGGAGCUACAAAACGCCCUCCACGGCAGCGAGUCAUUUCAAGCAGCUGUGAGGGAGAUCAAAUUCAUGUUCCCAACCUCUAUAAUUGAGCCCUUACCAUCAAGAGAAGAAAAUGAAGAAUACCUGAGCAGGUAUAUAAACCCAGUUCUGCUACGCGGACUCACUGAACUCUGCAUGAACAAGCCGCUCAACCCCUGUAUUUGGCUCGCAGACUGGCUCAUCAAAAACAACCCAGAUCAACCUCAGAUAUGUGAUGCAGUCAUUACGGAAGAAGAACAAUGAGAGAGAAACGGGGGAAAUGGAGAGGAAAAAUAUAUAAUGUUUUUUCUUUUUGGCUGAUAAAUCUGUUCGAGGCUAUAAUAGAUUAAAUCAUAAUUUCAGCACUUGUUUUGUUUGCUU
Archocentrus centrarchus (flier cichlid) is the source of this 952-nucleotide messenger RNA. It is a transcript of the gene nme5, whose product is annotated as NME/NM23 family member 5. Gene Ontology annotation, biological process: UTP biosynthetic process; negative regulation of oxidative stress-induced intrinsic apoptotic signaling pathway; GTP biosynthetic process. The transcript has 5 exons. Gene Ontology annotation, molecular function: nucleoside diphosphate kinase activity. Lineage: Eukaryota; Metazoa; Chordata; Actinopteri; Cichliformes; Cichlidae. The record is from RefSeq and is a predicted model, not a curated record. Gene Ontology annotation, cellular component: cilium. Bases 200 to 835 code for a protein of 211 amino acids.